This is a messenger RNA of Arachis stenosperma, 1765 nucleotides long. Its product is annotated as vacuolar cation/proton exchanger 5-like. The transcript is spliced from 12 exons. The coding region runs from base 320 to 1621 and encodes 433 amino acids. The record is from RefSeq and is a predicted model, not a curated record. Gene Ontology annotation, biological process: calcium ion transmembrane transport; intracellular calcium ion homeostasis. Gene Ontology annotation, molecular function: calcium:proton antiporter activity. Lineage: Eukaryota; Viridiplantae; Streptophyta; Magnoliopsida; Fabales; Fabaceae. Gene Ontology annotation, cellular component: plant-type vacuole membrane.
AAAAAAAAAAAAAAAGAGAAGAUAUUCGAUAAACGGCUGCAACAAAGAGAGAAAUGAACUCUCUCCAAAUUCUUUAACGAACCCACAAAAAAAACACACACACACACACACACUGAAACUGAAACCGAACUACUUCACCGUUCAACUCUUUCUCUCUCCCAAAAAAGAAAACGAAAAAGAAAUUCCAAAACAAUCACUUCGUAUGUUGUGGAAUAUAUGGAAUCUCGAGUUGAAGUGAAACAACCAACACUGAAGUAAGAUCUGGUCUCUGCAUUGUAGUACAUCCGGAUUUUCAGAUGACUUAUCUGAGACUCGCAAGAUGAAUUCUUCGAAUGGAAGGCCAACAAACAAGUUUGAGGAUCAAGUUCCUUUUAGCCCUGAAAUAGCUUAUCACCAGCCAGAAUCUACUAUGGCUGCACGUGGAUCACAUCCCGGAGAAUCGCUCACUGUUCGCAGCGAAACAUUGGGGGGCAUUAUUUACAGGAGCAUACGGCUUGUGGUUUUCUCGAACAGACUCAACUUGCUUAUGCCUUUUGGGCCUCUUGCGAUUCUUGUUCAGAAAUUGACUGGUCAUCAUGGCUGGGUCUUCGGUCUUAGUUUACUGGGGAUAAUGCCUCUGGCAGAGCGGCUCGGUUAUGCCACGGAGCAACUUGCAUUUUACACUGGAGAUACAGUUGGGGGUCUUUUAAAUGCUACAUUUGGAAAUGCAACAGAAUUAAUAAUCUCGUUAUAUGCCCUGAAAAGUGGAUUGACACGAGUAGUCCAGCUUUCAUUGCUGGGUUCAAUUUUGUCAAACAUGUUGCUUGUGCUUGGAUGUGCAUUCUUAAGUGGUGGUAUUGUUUUCAGCAAGAAGGAACAAGUAUUUAACAAGGCAGCUGCUACGGUGAAUUCAGGAUUGCUGCUUAUGGCAGUUAUGGGCCUACUUUUUCCUGCUGUUCUUCAUUAUACACGAACUGAGGUGCACUUCGGGAAGUCAGAACUGGCGCUUUCAAGAUUCAGCAGCUGUGUCAUGCUUGUGGCCUAUGCUGCAUACUUAUUUUUCCAGUUGAGAAAUCAAAGUGGUCUCUAUAUCUCUGCGAACGAGGAAGAGAGAGAGACAGGCGACAACUCAAAUGACGAUGAAUCUCCUGAAAUUUCUAAAUGGGAAUCAAUAAUCUGGCUUUCGGUUAUGACUGCUUGGAUAUCAAUUCUUUCCGAAUAUUUGGUUGGCGCUAUAGAGGGAGCAUCUAAUUCAUGGAACAUACCAGUAACAUUCAUUAGUGUCAUAUUGCUUCCACUGGUGGGGAAUGCAGCAGAACAUGCUAGUGCUAUCAUGUUUGCCAUGAAAGAUAAAUUAGACAUCUCCUUGGGAGUAGCGAUAGGGUCGUCCACGCAGAUAUCUAUGUUCGUUAUACCAUUUUGUGUUGUUAUGGGGUGGAUAAUGGGGCAACCAUUGGACCUGAACUUUCAACUUUUUGAGACUGCAGCACUAUUUCUAACUGUUAUAGUUGUUGCCUUCAUGUUACAGGAAGGAACUGCAAAUUACUUCAAGGGGGUAAUGCUUGUGCUUUGCUAUCUGAUAGUAGCAGCUAGUUUUUAUGUACAUGUAGAUUCCAAUUCUGAAGACCAGCCUGUUCCCUAACGAGAUAAAUUCCAUUUUAUAUUACCUUAUUAUUAUUAUUAUUAUUAGAAUUAUUUUUCUUCCUUUUUUUUUUGUGGUUUGGGAAAUUAGGUUGUAAAGGUUUUUGUUCUGUUAAACCUGAUGCAAAUGUAAUGAGUUAAUUCA